Messenger RNA from Williopsis jadinii, 1044 nucleotides. It is a transcript of the gene SEN54, whose product is annotated as tRNA splicing endonuclease subunit SEN54. NCBI's taxonomy places the organism in Eukaryota, Fungi, Ascomycota, Saccharomycetes, Phaffomycetales, Wickerhamomycetaceae. The record is from RefSeq and is a predicted model, not a curated record. Gene Ontology annotation, biological process: tRNA-type intron splice site recognition and cleavage. The transcript has a single exon. Bases 1 to 1044 code for a protein of 347 amino acids. Gene Ontology annotation, cellular component: tRNA-intron endonuclease complex.
AUGUCUCAAGAGCUACUCAUAGAGACCGAGUUGGAAGAUGAGGUCCAGCCAUGGGAAUACUUAAACUCUGCGAACCUGAAAAGAGGCCAAAAGGACUUUGAGAAGGAUGAUACCCAGAUCCAGAACAGUACGCUACAAGACUCUUUGGAUCAUAUGUAUAAUGCCUUAUCGGUUCCUAGGGCACAUACCGUGAAGCAGAACGUGAAAGCAUAUUACCAAGAUGGACAAUGGAGAAGUGAGCUGAAGGGCAACUUUAUGCAAACUAUGGGUGUUGUUAGGAAUGAUUGGUGCUAUUUGACAGAGGAAGAGAUCAUCUACCUCGUGGAAAGAGGUACGGUGGAACCAAUAUGGGUUAAAAAUGGACAAGAGGUCACAAUGGAUCUACAAAGCGUUUAUGCAAUGUGUGCAACUGAUCUGGUGAGGUAUCAGGUGUAUUCCAAUCUGAAAAGGUGUGGCUACAUUGUUCAGAGAUAUACUCCGAGGGAGUGUGCGACUGUGAGAAAGCCAUGGUAUCUUCCCACGAUGUUUAGAGCUGUGCUUCGAAGAUUGGAUAUACUCAAUUGGUUUAUCUUCCCAGCUUUUACUUCUUCAUGGCUCAAGUCAAAAUUUUUAACGUACUCAUCGAUUUUUGAAUCAAUAAGACUACAGUUUAAACCUCAACGACAAGCAGCACCAACAUACCCUUUGGAUAUAACAUUUGACGUCUGGAAACCGGAUCCACGCUUCACGAAGAAGUCGCCGCCUCUACCGGACUUCCAGAUUGUGAUUGUUGAUGUUUCAUCAACAAGAUUCCCGACAAAGAAUCAAUUGGAUGAUCUCUUUAAGCGAGUGGAGUACCAAGGGAGAUCACAAGAAUCGUUAAGUGAAGCUCAAGGUGGUGCUAAAGAGAAGAAGAGGCUCAAAGAUGGCUCUAACUGUGUACUGUUUGCCCUCGUAGACAACGGUGUGAUAAACUAUAUGAGACUCAGUCAAGGGAAUCUCUCAAGUGCAAAUGUUAUCCCAACUAAGAAGGCAAGAGGCCCAACGCAAAGGACUACAAAGUAA